Molecule: messenger RNA, 13889 nt
Organism: Porites evermanni
Lineage: Eukaryota; Metazoa; Cnidaria; Anthozoa; Scleractinia; Poritidae
Source: the annotation of a GenBank genome assembly
AGAUGUGAAUGAGUGUACUCCAGUGUAUGUGGCCAGCCUGAACAGAACUAUUAUUCCUGCCGAAUGUGAUCAGCUUUGCCACAACACCCAAGGGAAUUACUCCUGCAGCUGCAACCAUGGAUACCGUCUGCUCUACGAUGGCAAAAGAUGUCGAGGUAUUUAAGAGUGACAUUUGUUACCCCCACAAAGCCACUAAUUUCUGAUAGUCUCUUCGAAAUCCUGCAGAUAACUGUUGAUAUUUUAAUACAAACAAAUUUAAUUUUUGAACAACACAGAUGCAGACGAAUGUCUCUCGGGAAGCCACUCUUGUCAGCACAUUUGCCAUAACACACCUGGAUCUUAUGGCUGCUCUUGUUUCUCCGGAUACAGACUUAAACCGGACAUGAGAACAUGUGAAGGUGAACGCCUAAACUUUUUUUCUCUGAUCGUUUAAACAAAAUAUCUAUCUUACUCUUGAUUCUGUUGAUUAAAUGCCCCUUGACGCUUAAACAUUAACUGCUUAGUGUAACCCACCAUAAAGAACUGCGCAAAACGGGGAAUCUAACUGACACAUCGUUCAUUGGGAGAAUGGCUGAAAGGGUGAUGUUGAUGCGCUACAAACGCAAAUUUGUCCCAAGAAUUUUGUCCAGGCAUUCGUUACCAGAGAUGCAAUGCUUUUUGCUUACAACUGAUCCAGUCUAAUGCUAAAACGUACGCAGGGAAUACUAUUCCCUGUUCAAGCAGCCAAAAAACCGGCGUAAAAAACUCUUCUCUGAAUUCCAACACCAGGUAUUUGUAAUAAUAACCAUUAGUUUUUUAUUGAUAGGGCUUCCUUGCAAGACUAUUAAGGCUCCACCGAAUGGACGCAUGACUUGUAGCGGCUUAGUCACCAACGAAACAUGUUUGUUUUCCUGCAAUGAUGGCUAUAAUUUGAAAGGCUCUGAAAGACGAACCUGCUUGAAUUCUGCAGAAUGGGACGGUGAUGAGACAUUUUGCAAAGGUGAGCAAAGACGUAGUCUCUGUGAAACUCAUCUGUAAUUAAACUGUUUUUUAUAGUUAUAUAUUGCUAAUAAUGAGAUAAAGCAAUCAUAACUUAAGCUUACCCAUACACCCUCUUUUAUAAGAACGUCCAUUUUUCGAGUUGAGCCUGGACCUUUCUUAUUUUCUGAGCAGUUUCAGCCUGGAAAUGUUCUUUCGAAAUAUAUUAUAGUUUUCACAUUUUUAAUGAAUUUUACAAGUACAGUAUAAAUGUAGUAUUAGUCUCGCUUGCGUAAGCAGCGAGACUCAUAAUCUGCAAGCCGUUUUUCUUCGUAUUUAGGACACAAAAGGGNAUUAUAGUUUUCACAUUUUUAAUGAAUUUUACAAGUACAGUAUAAAUGUAGUAUUAGUCUCGCUUGCGUAAGCAGCGAGACUCAUAAUCUGCAAGCCGUUUUUCUUCGUAUUUAGGACACAAAAGGGAAGUCAUUGUGCCAGGCGUUCUUAGGGGAAACCGUGGAAACUGAGAAAAAGAAUCGUUGCUUCACCGAAGCCAUGCACUUUUUGCGAAGAAAGCUUAGGAAAGAUUAAAUUUAGAGCUUUUCCGAAAGGUGUCGGUCCACGAACUCUAUCGCUUGAAAGCGUUGAUUACUUUGGAACAAGUGAACACUACUGAGUGGUCGAAAAAAAAUAAGAAUCUUAAUUAGCAAAACUGCGAUGGUCGGGUGUUGUAAACUCUUAUUGUAUGCAAAUGGAUCUUGUGAUGGGCACGCGGUUUAUUUUUGGCGAUGAUUGAAAUGACGUGCCAUGUAAAUCACUUUUUUGAUCUCUGGCGAAGAUGUAAUUUCUCUGGAAUCGAGGCCCUUGAAUUUUCGCGUAUUUAUACAGGCGUAUAAAUUGCCUGCGACCGCAGACGUAUUUCCGGUCGUCGCCAACACGCGUAUUAAAUCAAUUCAGAAACAAAUAAAAAGUUAUUAUCCUGAAGAACAAUCGACGUCGAUAAAGUGGAAGUAAAAACCUUCAGCGAGUAAAUCCCGUCUCGUGUACAAUUAAUCGUCUCCUCAUUUCUCCAUCUAAUCUCCAUGCAAGCGAGACAGGCGCCCCUGUAGGAGCGUUCUUGUUGAUCAUAAACAAGAGAUAAUGAGCAAGCUCAUCCACUCUUGUCGUAAACAAUAGGAAUGUGUUGAAAAAUAACAAAAUUUUUCAUACACACUAACUUUUGGACGUCAUAUGAUUCAGGUUACUUUUCUGGAUUUAGAAUGUAAAAGCCCAAGUGAAAUAUUAACCUGCGAUCACAGACGGUCCUUCUUCCCUUUUUGUUUUGGAGACGAGGGGUUCUUUUUUUCUUCUUUUCCCUCCGCCGACUCUAUCCCCGAAAGAAAGAACGCCUGAUCGUAGAUUCGAUAGUCAGUUGGUUUUGGAAGCCGUUUAAAAAGAAAAAUUUAACUUAAAAACGUUACUCGACGUUUCGAUGUAUCACACAUCAUUAUCAACAGUGAGAAAUGUUAAGUUUCAAAGACACCAUGCAAAAGGAAUAUGAGGUCGAGAAUCCAACCAUCACGGGCAAUUUCUCGGUAAUCAAAAAUGCGGAAACAAAUUCGAAUGCCUUUCCUUCGAGAUGCUUUUUAUACAAGAACGCAAACCAUCAUUGAAUGUGCAGUCGGAUUCGAUUCGAGCUAAGCUUUCAAUUAAGUAAUACAUAACCAUGAAGCAUGCACGAAUACGAUAUAAUUUAUUCAAACUACAGCUCUUUCACAACUUGGAUAUUUAAUAUUUCCCAAUCUUUAUAAUGGUGUGUGAUACAUGGAAACGUCGAGUUUAAUUGUUCUUGAUCGCAGGUUAGUGAAAAAUAAAUUGUUGUUCUCUUAGCCUCGGGUAUGCUCUUAGCGUCUUCUUAAUCAUGAUUUUGGCAAAUUUCAGGCUGAACGUUCUUAUAAAAAAGGAGUGAUAUUUGGCGGGUAAAUAAGAGCUUUAUUCCUGAUUGGGUAUUUGUUGAGCAAUGUCACAAAACAAACUUCUUUCACCUCACUCUUGUUUUUAUCUCCCGUUCACAGUGAAAAGUUGUGGUCGACUGGACCUUCCAGCUAGAGUACUAGUUUAUCUUCCUUGUUACUCCACAUUUGGCUCAAGAUGUACACUUGGCUGUGUGGAUGGCUACUUUGGCGUUGGUAGUGAUCGUGCUACUUGCCGCCUGAAUAAAUCAAGCGAAGUUGAGUGGGACACAGGAAACUUUACUUGCAAAGGUUAGUAUUGCUAAGGUUUUAACAGUAAUUUAAGUGUUAAUGAUAUAUGAAAUAAAUCAUAUAUGAACUGCGGAAAUGAAAUGAAGAUGAAGAAAUGAUCGUCGCAGUGAACGCAAUUUAUGCAAUUGCGUAAAGAGGCCUGAAAAAAAAAUUCAGGACCUCAACGGGGUUUGAACCCGUGACCUCGCGAUUUACCGGUGCGAUGCUCUACCAACUGAGCUAUGAAGCCACUUACGUGUGGCUUCAUAAUUUCCAGUGAAACGCCUGUUCAUUUGAAUCCUUAUAUCAAAUUUAAAUGUAAAGGCCUAUCUUUCUUAUACUAUUAGAAAAUAUUUUUUAUAUAUUUUUAGCCAAGUGGUGAUAUGCAUCUGCCUGUACAGCGCAACCUGAUGGUGGUUAAUCAAGAAAACUGUCGAAAAUUAAGAAAAGUGUCUUAAUUAAAAGUACAACUCCUUUGAUUUUCACUGCAUUGACAAGUAUUCUGCUUUAAUUUACUCUACUAACCAUGUUUCUGGUGUUUGAAAACAUAGAGAUGCGAACCUUUGUAGAGCAGUUUAAUUUACAAAUAAUGUUGUUACAUCCAUCGAUUAUUUUACAACAUCCCUCCUUGUGUUUUCUUCCUUUGAAUGAAAUGAAAGAAUGAAAAAAAAAAAACGAAAAUGACCACAAUGUAUUUUUAUUUAUUUUCGAAAGGUAGGAUAACCAACUGCAUGCUUUCUUUUUCCUCAGAGAUAAUCCUCUGCAAACCUAAUCCUUGUCUUCAUGGUGGCCAGUGCAUAGUUAUUAGCUCAAGACAAUUUUCUUGCGAUUGUGAGCAAACCGGAUAUGAGGGCAACCUGUGUGAAAGGGGUGUUGUAACGCCUCCUGUUUUCCCCAAACUAAUUCCUGGUCAGCCCUCAGAGAGACUGGAAGUGUGCGCAAAGCCAGAAAAUUCAUUGACAGUUAAUUUACUUCCAACCAUGAACUUGUCCAUUCAGCCUGAGAAGCUGAUAAUACAGCAUCCUGCAUCAAAGGCAGAAUUUCAAAUAACAGGUUACAAUUCUGGGGUUGGAAUGGUGAUGUAUAGUCUUGAUGGUGUAAACAAGUAUGAUUUCAUGGCUCCACCCAAUAGCGUCGUAUUUGUAGGUCGUAAUGUCUCAAGUCAAGAUAGUGUUUACACGAAGCUUGGUCUGUUAGCGGGCGAGUUACCAGUUGGGUGUCAACGAAUGGAAAUCGAGAAAUUUCCAGCAUUUGACUUUAAAAUAGCGUUUUAUACAAACUCGACCGCAUCAAAUCCACUUUUAAUUGAAUCCGGUCCAGUCCACAUUAUUACAUUUGACAACAAGACGAUCCCUCUCAGCUUAGCAGGCUAUGACUUUUCUUUGGCACCUCCAUCACAAAAAAAUACAAUGGAAAGAUUGAUUAGACACACAAGCAUAUCAGAUGCGUGGCAAACUGGCAAUCAAAUGCCUGAUCGUUACAAUAUCGGAUUUACAGGAAAAGACCUCAUUGAAUUUAUACAAACAGAGGCCUUUUCGAGGUCCUUUCUGAGAUACAUAACGGAUCAAUUGCCGUUGUGGUUAAGAUUGGGGGUUAGAGACGAACAAAGUAACCUGUUCGACAUAGGGAACAUCCAGUCUAAUCUUUUUCUAACAACAGAUACCCACCUCCCCUACCCAAUCUGCAAAUUUCCUGCCCACAUACAAUCCACAUUGGUCCUGUAUCGUCCAACGUUGAAUUACAACAUCUCAGUUGAAAACAAUCAUCUUCAGUUGUCAAGCAAAGGGUCUUGUUUCGCUGCUGCCAUUUCCGAACCUGGCGUUUUUCUAGCGUUUUCCCAGCGAGCGAGGAAACAAUUUGCAACUAUGCAAUUUAUGCAAGACCUAACUUUAGGAGGGUGGAAACUUCUGGUGUCUUCCUUUGGUUUUACCACUCCACGAGGAAACAACACUUUUGCAAACAGUGUACCAAAUGGUCACUUGGUUGGAAAUUUCUCCGAUUUCUAUUAUAACUGGUGGUGGCAAGGAAGCGCAAACGUCGAUCUAAGCAACGAAGAUCAGGCUGUAAAUAUGAAAAUGAGUGGAGAUGUCUUUGCUUUCACGGAGGACUUAGAUGCGGUAAGUACAUAGUUUUCUUCAGCUGUAAGUUUUCAGCAAAAAAUAACUUCCACAUUUUCUUUAAUAUUUUUCAAUAAGCUGCAGCAUUUUCCACAGGUUGUUAAAAUGCUCUAUGUACAUCUGUAAACAAAACGUUUUUUUGUAGGUAUUUACCAGUUAUUUCUCGAAGCCAACAAGAUUUGUCUUCCGUGGAUCAGUUGAGUUCAACAUUACCCUUCAUAGCCUUGGUAAAACAGUACCUUUAACCUUUUACUCAAGCGACGUUACUGGGAAAGCACAAUUUGGAGGUGAAAAAUGCUCUGUUAAUAGUUGAAAAUAAUAGCUAAUUAAUUUUAUUCCAUAUCUCUCAGACAAAACACUCCAUGAAUGACGUAGACCAGUUUCUGGUUUAUUAGAAGUAAUCUUCUUGUAUAGACUGCAAGCCCUUCCUUUUCUUCGCAUGACUUAAAGGCACUGUGUCACGGUAGUGCGCAUGUGUGAGCUGUGACAGUAGCUAAUUGUUUUUAAACCAAUCGGAAGCGAGUAAGAUGCACGCAAGGAAAUUUGUUUGUUCGAUUGUAUAUAUCCCUAUAAUUCAUAUUCAUUCUCUGGUAUUCCUCAGAUAUAUGUUGCAACCGAUAAGAAUAACAUUAAAAACCCUGUCCUGCUUUGAAACAAACAUUUUUUACGUACCCAAGAUAGAAAACCAGUGUCCGAUCCGCCACCAAAAAUAAUUUGUUAACAAACUUAACUGGUCUCUCCGUUUGAGAGAACAACGCAAAAUUAAGCAUAAACAGGAGCCCAUCACUAUGGCAUAAAUUUCAAUUGCUUAUGAGCAAAUAAACAAAUUUCUUCCCAGUCGUUGUGCGGGUGUUUCGCAAAACAAACGUUAUCGAUUUCAACACAUAAAGAAACCAGAUAAUAAACGGAACACUCAGGUAACAAUUUAUCUUUUAAAACAUCAAUUCUAAAACAUUUACUCUCAUACAGCAAAGAUACAAGGAACAUUCCGAGUGAACCACAUCGAUAGGUUAUAAAGAUCGCGCGGCCUGUUGUAAGUAGUUUCUGGUAUGCAACUACAGAUCGGAGUCGUAAAUCGAAUUCCUGUUAAAACGUUUCGUGUUCGAUGGAUUCUUUCCCCAAACCUUACACGACUUCCUGUACAACAAAAGAUUGCUGGGCCUUCUCCUUUCUGAUUCCAGGCACUCGAGAGGAUAAAUUGUUGCAGACAAUCGGAAGUCAUGUCCACGGGGGGGCUCCCAUAUGAAAGGGCCGGAAAUGCUCGUCGGAAAUUUUGAAUUAAGCGCCUAAAGGAGACCAAUCUGGGCGUGGCCCAACCUUUUUUUGACCCCUAAAAGCGAUCAUUUGAAACUUUGAUUACAUGAAUCGAGUAAAUAAAAUGAAUUGAAAAUAUAUAAUUUUUUAAUAUUUCUUCGCGUGCAACCCUAUAAGAGACCUAAAACACCCUAAAAGAGACCGAAAUGUGAAAUUUACACCCCUAAGCGAGACGACGAGCAUCCCUAUCCCUCUCAUAUGGGAUUCCCCCCUCCCCACCUCCCCGGGGUCCUGUCCCAGAUCAGCUUCACUCGCCGCGGCGUCCAAUUGGUAGUCCACGGCUGUAUCGAGGAAACCCUUUUCAACUUUCUUUACAUAUUUAACGUUCAAAAACUAUCUGGAAAAGGUAGCAAUCGGGUCAGUAAAUUAACCGUUAACAAUAGAUGUUUUCUCUUUCAAUGUCAGGAGUCACGUUUUUGGCAUCAGGUUUCAGUGAUGAUUGCCGAGUGCCACAGGGAUUCGUUUUCGCUCUUGAACGAUCCUCAAAAAUUUUCAGUGCAAGUCCCUUGGCUUAUAUCAUCAGGCCCGAUGGUGGCCUGAAAUAUCUGCAGAUCUACUAUUCAGUGACUGGUGGCCACGUAGUCUCGGGGCAGGACAAUAAAAACAACCUAAGGUUUGUGGAAUGGCAAGCGCAAGAAAUUAAACGUACUCUCCUUGCUGUUGGAAGAACUGUACCUCAACUGCAAUUCAUCACAAGGAGAUGGGAAGCAGUGACAGACGAGAUGUUAGCUGAUGUGACCAAAGCUCGACACCUUCUGUCCUCUGCUUCCGAUUGGCUGGAGCUGAAAGUGCUUGUGAAGCAGCUGGAUGACGACCUUGAUAUCAUAUCUCGCGCGUUUGACCUUCUUAUUGCUAAGCUGCAGCCCUACAGGAAUCAAACAAGAAUAAACAGUUUUAUCCAUAGUUUCAUUAAAUUAAGGGCAGACCUCCCCAAGGCUAUCUCUCUUUCUUUCUCCAAGUCUGUUAUUCAGCAGAACUUUAUAGGUUUGCGAUUUCUUUUGACUGCUCAAAUAUGCCACAAAGAGCUCUGCUUUGCAAACAUAGACUCAAGUAUCUGGUCCCUGAAUGGCAGCGAUUGUCGCACCAACCCAUCAAGGCAAGAAACUGGUUUACUUGUUGAAGGAACUGCUCUGAAUACUAUCUCUCUCGGUAGUCUAAUAACACUUCCAGCCGGUGGAACGUUGGAAAUGUUCCUAUCGCGUGAUCAUGACCUUGUUUCCACAACCUUUAAGGCUGUUGUUCACCUACUCGGAAUAAAGAAACACGCAAUGGUAAAAAUUGCUGGAAGUGAGUUAUCCUUUGUCAUCUCAGGCAAUAUGUUUGGCGGGUUUGACGCUAUGUUAAAUGUCACAGCUCAAAUUGAUAACGUUAUUGACUGGGAUUCCACAGUAUUUAGAGUGGAAGGUAAGAUGAAUAGGUCGUCACACCUCCAUUCCCUUCUCAAUAAGAUGAUGAAAAAUGAAACUACCAUGGCGGCGAGAGAUGCAACACAAAGAUUAGCGUACUCCCAUUCAACAUACAUUGAUGCAAAAAGAAAAGCAGACUUCGUUAAAGACGUCCUAAAGUCAAAACAGUCAGUUGUGGACGAACUGAAGGUCUGGAAAGAAAAAGCUGCUGAGGAGCUCCGUCUUGCACGUCUAAAAUGCUAUCUUGCGAAACUACGGUUUAAUAGCACCUUCUAUUUUCGCGAGAACGUCAGAGGCUACAUUUGUGAGAUACAAGAGUGUAAUUACACUUGUUUAAACGGCUGCGUCACCCCGGACCUUUGCCAGGAUCCCAUAAAUAUAACUUAUCUUCAACGGCAAUGCAACACAGUUGACAAACCCAUAACAAUUAACGUUAUACAGAGAGAGAUUGAAAAACGCAGUUUCACAGUUCCUACAUAUAAAACCGUCUACACUGGAGACUGUAAGUUUAGAAACUCCACAGGUAUAAAAGGCUUUUUUGUAGGUUUGAAGGAGUUAAUAUUUGGUUGCUCUGAUACUUUCAAAAGAGUGCCAGCUGAACCUCAAAUUGUGGAGUACGACCAAAAAAUAUAUAAAGUGAAGUCAGUGGAGCAGAUCAUUAAGGAAGUGAAAUGCAAUGGUCACACAAUGAGGACAAAGCCAGGUGGAUACGGACCGCCAUACCAAUGCUGCAAGCAGUAUGGGUGUAAAACUAAAGUAAUGGACCGACGGUGCAUCUUAGGCAAUGAGAAAUGUCUGCUAUCCAUGACAGAACUCAAGUUCACGCUGGAUGCCCUGAAUGAAACAUUGCAAUCAGAAUUCCUUUCUUUAAGAUCCUCUGUGAUGAAGGUCAAAGAAGCAACAUUUUCUUUCGAAAAAGUCAGAGUCCUUCAUAAGAAUGCUGUUUCUCAGCUGAAACAUAUAGAAACACUUCUGAAACAAAAACUGUCAGUUGUGGAAAUCACAAAUGCUUCCAUGAUUCACAUUCGACGGAUUGUUGACUUUGGGUUGCAAAUAGCACAGGUGAUGAACUCUUCAGAUAAUGGAAGAGUUGUAGAAGUUGACGAACUGCACUUUUCUCUUCCCGUGGUAUCAGGGGAUGCCAAACAGAUUGUUUUCCAAACUAAUGCAAGCACACUUGGUGGAAAAAAAGUGCCUGUCCGCUUUCUUCUUGAUUUCGACCAAGUGAAACGUUCAAUUUCUUCGGCAUCCAAGGACAUUAUUGUCGACUUAUUUGGUGGAAAACGCGCAAGAAGAAAGCGAUCAGCAGCAGAAGAAGAGUCUACACAUUCUUUGCAUUCGAGCGGCUUUACAGAUUACCCAUACGUGUGCCUUUUUGUCAACAAUACACACUUAUACUUCAGCUACAUGUUCAAAUCUUUGCAUACCCUUAUUUCUUCCGUCAAAUUAUUAAACCAACAGCUGACAUUUGGAAUUCAAGGCCUUGAGCAGCUAUCCCAGACAAUGAAUGCUACCGGUUCGUUGUUCAAUGCCUCAAAAAUAGCAAGUAACUUCAGUAAUGAAUAUCUAAACAGCUCUUUUAUAACAGGAUUCCUAGAAGUCAUACAGGUGUUAAAAGACGAGAAUAUGAAGAUGAUGAAUGAUUCUUCUCAAUCUUGGAAUGACACCUUUGAGGCUUGGAAAGCUUUUCUGGAGGUUUACACCUUAGAAAAAGGCUUUGAAGGGUGCUCUGGCACACAAGACUGCAUCAUAUACUUUUUCGACGGAGCAAAGGAAUUUUAUGAGUUUGAAAACAGUCGGAGGGCACUUGAGAUAAAAGACGCCCUUCCUCGACUUCAAAACGUGAUUCAGUCAUUAACAACUAAAGCCUUGAGUAUGGAGGAAGCAGAGCAGAUUCUCGUUCACGCCGACCACUUAUUGAAAAAAACGCUUGAUGACUCCGUUUUGUGUGGUGGAUCACCAAGUAUAACGUGGUCGUCUCAGGGAGAUGUUAUUAUUUUCCCCGGAGAGAGUCUUUCUCUAAAUUGUAGUGCAAAGGCCGAAGAGAGCCUAACAUAUGCUUGGCGACGAAAUGGUAAGAUCAUUAGCAAAUCAACAUAUGGAGGUUUCUCGCUAGACGCCGUCACCAAGGAUAAUGAGGGAGCUUAUGUCUGUGAGGUUUCCAACAAUAAAGGAAGCACUUUGUCCAAUGUCACAAUAGUCAAAAUUCAUAGCAAACCUGUAAUCACUGAACAUCCACAGCCACAAAGAGUAGUCUUUAGAAGCCAAAUACCAGUGACAUUUAAGUGCAAUGCAACUGCUGAGCCAUCGCCUACUUUCCAGUGGUUCUUUCAAUCCACAAAAUCAUCCGUUAUUAGAAUCAACGAAUCCAGACCUGUGCUAUACAUCGCCGACCCUCGUCUUAACCAGGAGGGUUAUUACUUUUGUGAAGCAUCUAAUGAACACGGUAGAGCAGUCAGUCAAAGAGCCCGACUAGAUGUGUUAAACUACACAGUUGGCCUUCCACGAUUACUGAUUACUUUUAACCUGACCAACCUCUGUUGGCUAACAUCUAAUUCUUCCAACAAUUCUGUCCCAGAUUCUCAGUUAUGUGAUGGAUUACCUUCAUCACUGGACGAUAAUCUGACUGACAGCCUCCUAAAUUCUCUGGCAACAUCGCUGAAUUUGUCCACCUCGUCAAUCUCUGGACUGACGUACUAUUCCGAACAUACGUCAAAACUAUAUUUGUCAUUCGUUAUUGACUUUGAAAAAGAAUUGUCAAAAGACGAAAACUUUACAAUCUUUACAAAAGUAGCUGAAGCGAUUGCUAUUGCUGACGCAAGGAUGGUCGAGAAACUUCAAAAGUUCAACUCAGACGUGCUUAGCAGGACCUUUAAAGUUUCUUGGAACUCCACAACUCUGAUUGGGGAGCCUGGAAGUAUAUUUGCUUACCCGUUAUCACCAGAAUGCCCUGAGACACAGUUCCUUAGUGAGCAAGGUUUCAUCUGUGGUGAGUUGCGUCUUCUUACAUUGGUCACUUUUCUAAUAUAUGUGUUAAAAAGAACAAUAUCGUAAAUAUCAUUUGUCUCAACAUUCAGCCACACACACUAAGGAUGCGUCAGGCGACAGAGGCACCUGUGCCUUAGUUUUGUAAGUGAUCUUUUUUUAAUCAAGCGAGUAUAUAAGCCCUGUUCAAAUUUCGCUUGUUUUGCAAAGACAUUUGUCAACAGGAAGCCAUUCCUAGUGCGAACAUUUUUCACCUACCGAAAUUUUCUCAAGUGUCAUCAAACGUCAAAGAUGCCGUCGAGAAAGUUUGGAUGCCACAAUUUUUUGUCAGGCGACAAAAUCAUUUGUUCCUUGACAGCUAUCCUUCGUCGGGUCAUCUUAUUUCGCGAACGUGGCUAAUUCAGUUAUAGUUCCUUGACGUUUUUGGUUUCAUGACGUUUUUGGUUUCAUGAAAACUUUUGGUGCCUCAGGUACGAUCAAGGUUAAUUGGUAACUACAAAAUUUUCAAGUUAUUUGCAAACGGCAAACUUUUUUUUUGUUGUAGUGUAAAAGGACCUAAAGCGACUCAAAAGCUGACAUUUCGAGUGCUAGAUAGUCCCACGUCAGAAUGAACCGGUUAAAAUCUAUACAUGCAUGUGUACGACUCUGUUUUUCUUGGUAGACUUUGCUAAAAGAACUAAGUGAACUAAAAAUUGACCUCGAUUCAUCAAGUCAAUAUACAGCAGGACGCAGUUGGAGAAGUAUAGAGAAAUCAAUAACGCUACCUAGUAGAUAGAAAUUAAUCUGAUGUUUAAUGUUCGAUCUACCUUUGGAAAAACUGGGACAAGAAGAAUUGCGUCACCAUGUAGAUUUUCUGUCUCGCCCGUUAUCUCCGUUAAUUGUUUGGCCCCGACUUGAGAGAGAGCUUUCCAAGAAAAACGACGUUUUUUCUCAUGUUUAAAAAUCCUAAUACAUAUCGCGUUAAGCUGGCUUAACUCGUUUGCAGUUUUGUUUUGUUUUGUUUUGUUUUUUUCAAUUACUCUCUAAAAAGAACUGUCUAAGUUAUCUAUUUAUUUUAAGCUUAGUUAGACAUGUUAUUUCUUUUAGCCAACUGCCCGGCUGGUUUAUACUACAGCCCUGAAAACGGCACCUGCGUUGAAUGUCCACAUGGUACAUACCAAACAAACCAAGGUCAAAAAGAGUGUAUACACUGUGGCCAAAACCUCACAACAGCUAUGAAAGGAACUGUAGAAGAGAAAGACUGCAUUGGUUAAGUGUCCGACUUUUAUUAUUUGCGCGCGUAGUGAUUGCUUUGCCAUAUGUUUACUAGAGGUUUCAUUUUAUCAAAGGUCGGCAAAUAUCUUCGCUCGUUCUUUCUUUUUUUUCCACAAAAUUCCAUGUGUAAUUACACGGCAUAUUAAAAUCAAGAGAGGAUCGCUGAAGUACAAAGUGAGACACAGCAAAAUGCUUCGGUGCAUUUAUACAUGUUUGUCAAAAAGACGUCAAAUUUUGUCAUUCUUUAGUGUGCAUGAUAUUAAGUGCCCGGUCCUCAGUACCUCGCUUCAAGGUAAAAUUUAUUUUGGAAUUCUGCAAGUGCAAUCGAGGCAAAGAGAGCUAAAUAAAUAUAAAAGAAAAGUAGCAUUGCUUUCAUUUUACAAUAAGAUGUAUAAAUUGAUAUUAAGCGCCCGGAUCAAAUGCCCCGCAAGUAGUUGUGUCGCACCAAAGCUGGAUACGCCGAGAAAGAAAAGUAGCGUUAGUCUACUUUUGUUCGGCAGUUUCCGUUUGGUACAGCACGAAGUCGAAUUAUCAGUCUUUCCUCUCCAGCCUUGGAUAUGUUGCAGCCCAGUGUUUGAACUGGGCCUCAACCUCUUUAAUGUAACUAUUAAACUGUUCUUCAUUUCUUAGCUGACUGUCCGAGUGGUUCAUUCGCAACACUGAACAGAAAGUGCGUUUUGUGUCCUCGCGGAACUUACCAACCCUCAAGAGCUCAGCUAUCUUGCAUACCGUGUGUUCAAAACUUGACUACCGCAACAACUGGAACGGCGAACAAUAAGCACUGCAUUGGUAAGAGUCAGGAGCCCAUCAAAUGGAGCCUCCAUCUCCAUUAAUUUCUUGAGUCAACCCUUUCCCGGGUAGAUUUCUAAAUAGAACGGCUAGUUUCCCGCGAAAAGUGUCAUAUUUCCGUGAGUCACGUAUGUCACCGUGAAAAAAUAAAAUUGGAUGAAGUCGAACUCAGAAGCCCGUCUUUCAACCGUUUUCCUUUAUUCCUUUACGUCCGUUUUUUCAAUUUUACAGCCGCUGGGAUCUGGGUAUCAUGAAAUAAAAGUUAAUGAAUUACCCGACUGAGACUGAGCAUGAAGCGAUGGGACAAAGGCAGCGAACUGAGGAUCACGGAAAAAUUAUCUUUGCGAGUGUUUUUUUUUUUUGCUGUCAUACAUCCCACAUUUAAGCAUGCACCUUGAAAAGAGACGACGAUUAAACGUUCUGUGGACGAUUUGAAACUUUUCGAUGAUCAGCGACGAAAAAGUGCCACGAUCAUAUGAUUUUUGUCAUCACCGAGGAGUGGAUUUCGCCAGUUAAGCACCGCGUGCAAAAGCGAUGACCUAAGUAGCAAGUAACGAGGAAUGCUUCAGUUCCGAAAUUUGAGAAAUUGCAGUCUUCCUUUACAACUGGCUUGUAUCACCAUGAGAGUUGCCUGAUAAAACUAGCGCUUGAAAAUUUGAACAGAAGACAACAGUUGCUCGACCGUGAAGUUAACUCAACCGUAAUUUGCUAACAGAGGAAUUUGUGACAUCGCGCUCCAGUCGAAAGACCCACUUAUCUCAAGAAAAACAAAAUGGAUUGUAUCUGCGCCAAAAGAAUUAUGACUGACUAACAGGACAAUUUUCAGCAGUUAAUGUAGAAGUUUAGGC